This is a messenger RNA of Ixodes scapularis (black-legged tick), 4242 nucleotides long. It is a transcript of the gene Br140, whose product is annotated as bromodomain-containing protein 1. Gene Ontology annotation, cellular component: MOZ/MORF histone acetyltransferase complex. The record is from RefSeq and is a predicted model, not a curated record. Gene Ontology annotation, biological process: regulation of transcription by RNA polymerase II. Gene Ontology annotation, molecular function: protein binding. Lineage: Eukaryota; Metazoa; Arthropoda; Arachnida; Ixodida; Ixodidae.
AGAAAUCCGCCGGAAAGGCCAGAAAUCAGUGAUGGCCGGAAAUCAAGUUGGGGGAAAAUGUUUGUGUUGUGUUGUUUUUCCUCGAGUGGGUGAGAUGUGAAUGGUGCACCGUGCUAUCCGGGUGAUUCAGCCCCCCCGUUCUGGCGGAGUUUGUUCCACGAUGCAUUAUGAUCGGAAGAGGCGCACGCUGAACGCUCUACGAAUCCCAGCGAGCGUAGGAUCCCCGGUGAACGGCGGCGGCUUUCGCCACCGAGAGUCCGCGGGCCGAGAGACAGCUAACCCUACUUGCCAGCGUCAAGCGAUCGGUCACAGGCCGCCGCUACAGUUCACGCUCCGCUAACUUCCGCGGUUCUACGUCGACGUCGUGACCCAUUCCUUAGUCCAGUUAAGCCAAGCUUUAAGCUCAGCUAACAACUAAAAAUAGACCGCUAAAGCAGGCAGAAGAAAAACGGUGCGCGGCAAGCUCAGACUUCGUUUUGCUAACUCGCCGAACGCGGUUCACUGGGUGCACCUUCGUUUUUUUGUAUGACUAUUUUAAACGCUUCCAUACGUUGCCGAGCCGAAGAACCUUUCUUUUUAGAGUAUAACAUGAGAUAAAAAGGCGACCCAGCCAUGCUGGUGAACAUAGACAUUCGGACGUUCUGCCAGAACCUCCGCGCCACCAAACCGCCGUACGAGUGCCCCCUUCCAAACUGCGGCCGCAUUUACAAGACGUACUCGGGCAUUCAGUUCCACCUGUACAACUUCGAGCACGACGGGGCCACGCCGCAGGCGCCGUCGACCAAGAAGGGCAAGCGGGGCCGAUGGCAUCACCGGCAGAACCGGCGCUCACCGACGCCGCCCGAUCUCGGGAAACUGCCCGCGGCCCGCGAAGCCCUUACGUACGCCGAAGCGCAAAAGAUCGUCGAAGUGGACUUGGACGGGAACCUGCACCGCAUCAACAUCUGCGAGCCCCUCGACCUGGUGUUCUCCGAACCCGGGGAAGAGGCGGGCGACGCGCCGGUGGGGACGGCCGAACCCGCGGCCAAGGGGGCAUCGGGCGGGAAGCAAGCGGCCGUGCCGAGCACCGUCAAGCUACCGGAGGCUUCGUUUCGGCUCGUGGCGGACUAUAAUCCCGCCGAUGCGCCCCAGCGGCCCGCCUCCUACUACCGCUUCAUCGAGCGAUCAGCCGAGGAACUGGACGAGGCGGUCGAGUACGACAUGGACGAAGAGGACUGCGCCUGGCUGCAGCUGAUGAACGGGCGGCGCCGCGCGGAUGGCCUGGGGGAAGUGAGCUGCGACACCUUCGAGCUGCUCAUGGACCGGCUGGAGAAGGAGUCGUACUUCCAGAGCCAGAGCUCCGGCCGGGACCUGGGGCCCCCCAUCGACGAGGACGCCGUGUGCGCCAUCUGCAGUGACGGCGAGUGCCAGAACUCCAACGCCAUCCUCUUCUGCGACAUGUGCAACCUGGCCGUGCACCAGGAGUGCUACGGCGUGCCCUACAUUCCCGAGGGCCAGUGGCUGUGCCGCCGGUGCCUGCAGUCCCCUUCUCGGGCCGUGGACUGCGUGCUCUGCCCCAACGUGGGCGGUGCCUUCAAGCAGACGGACGACGGGCGCUGGGCCCACGUGGUGUGCGCCCUGUGGGUGCCCGAGGUGUGCUUCGCCAACACUGUGUUCCUGGAGCCCAUCGACUCGCUGGGCAACAUCCCGGCGGCCCGCUGGAAGCUGACCUGCUACAUCUGCAAGCAGCGGGGCGUGGGCGCCUGCAUCCAGUGCCACCGGGCCAACUGCUACACGGCCUUUCACGUGACGUGCGCCCAGCAGGCGGGGCUGUACAUGCGGCUGGAGGAGGAGGCCACGCUGCACGUGCGCAAGGCGGCCUACUGCGACGCGCACGCGCCGGCCGGACCCGGGGACAGCGAGGGGGAGGGCAAGGUGGACGUGGUGAAGAAGGCCCAGGCCAAGGCCAAAUCGAGGGAGAAGAUGCGCAAGGCCCGCAAGAUCCUGGCCGAGAAGCGGUCGGCCGUGCCCGUCGUCUCCAUCCCCACCCUGCCGGGGGACAGGCUGGCCAAGAUAGCGACACUGACAAGCCUGUCUCGCAAGCAGCCCUUCCUGGAGCGCCUCCUGGGCUACUGGACACUCAAGAGGCAGUCGCGCAAUGGCGUGCCCCUGCUCAGGCGUCUCCAGAUGGCCCACCCUGGACGGAGGGACACGAAGGAGAGCGACCCGGAGUGCAGCGUCCUGCGGGAGCAGCUCAAGUUCUGGCAGCGGCUGCGCCAGGACCUGGAGCGGGCCCGCCUGCUGGUGGAGCUGAUCCGCAAGCGGGAGAAGCUCAAGCGGGAGCAGCUGCGCCUCCAGCAGCUGGCCACGGAGCUGCGACUGGCCCCCCGGGGCGUGCUCAUGCGCCGGCUGCUCGCCCAGCUCAGGGACAGGGACAGGGACGCCAUCUUCGCUCAGCCGGUCGACCUUAAGGAGGUGCCGGACUACCUGCACUACAUCUCCCAGCCGAUGGACUUCUGGAGCAUGGAGCAGAAGCUGCGCAGGCACGAGUAUGCCAGCCUGGACCAGUUUGAGGCAGACUUCCGGCUGGUGGUGGACAACUGCACCACCUACAACUCCAAGGACACCCCCUACUACCGGGCGGCCGUGAAGAUGCGCGAGCAGGGAGGGGCGCUCAUCCGGCAAGCCAGGGCCCAGGCAGAGCGCUGCGGCUACGAUCCGGACACGGGCAUGCACCUAGACGGAUCGCCAGGCAGGAACGCAGAACGUCCUUCACCGGUGGAUCCAGCCAAGCAGUCGCAGCCUCCGUCAGAAGGCCAGCGUGGCGGGGACACGCGCAGCCGCCUGGAGGCCCUCCUGCCCCGACUGGCAGCAACGGCGGGACCAGGGCGGCGCAAGCUGGCCAUCCAGGUGGCGCGACUACGCCGCCAGCUCACCAUCGAAAGCUGCAGCCGCUCCAGGCGCCAGAGGGGGCUGAGGGCACAGGACAGCGCCGGGUCGGGGGGGCCCCAGCAGCGCCCGGCGGAGUCUUCAUCCUCCUCGGAAUCCUCGGAGUCGGAGCCCGCCCCACCCCCCGUCAAGUCCCGCCGGGGCCGGCCCCCCAAGCGCCCGCCCCCACUGUCGUCGGGAUCGGGCGCUGCCACCGCCCCCGGCACCGCGGCCAACCCCGCAGAGCCCGCGCCCAAGAAGGGCUCUCCCGCGCCGCCCGUCCUCCUGCCUCGGGUCUCGCCUCCGUCUCAGACGCCGGCUGGGACCAGCGGCACCACCCCGGUGAGGACGCGCACAUUCUCUGAGCAAGUGGAGGAGAGGAAGCAGCGGGAGGGCGAGGAGGAAGAGGCCGCCCCACCCCCUCCCAUGCGCGAGGGAGAGCCGCCACGCCGCAGGGGACGGGGCCGGGGUCGUGGACGCGGGCGGCGCCCCCUCAGCUUUCAACGCGGCGGUGCCAUGCGCGGAGCCAGGAGCGGCAGGGCUGCCGCCGAGCUUCAGGCGUCGCGGAGGCAGCUACCUCGAGGAGUGCCACCACCCGCGCCACCCGAGGAGACGCCCGAGGAGCCGCCGGCACCCGAACAGGCCUCCCGCACGGGCGGCGUGAACCGGCGGACAAGCGUGCUCUUCCGGAAGAAUCGGGUGUCCAUGGGGAGGGCGCCGGCCGGCCGCGGGGGGCGCCCGGGAAGACCCUCUCGCCGGGCAAGCCUGGACGUGGCCGCUGAACCAAACGCCGACGCCUUCGCCCCGGCAGAGCCGCCCCCGCAGCCGCCGGCAACCCCAGUGGCGAAGAAGCGAGGCCGCUCGGCCAGCCUGGCCUCCUCCUCCGGCCUGGGCCUGCCCCCUCCCCCCGCCAGCAGCUUCCCCCCCGCAAGCCCACUCCCGCAGACGGACAGCUUCAAGGUCUACCGCUCUUCCAGAAACGAGCAGGCUUCGGAUUCGGAUCGGGAGUCGUCGAGCGGGUCUUCGGCCUCGGCAUCGAGCAGCCAUCCCUCUUCGGAUGGACCGGAGGCCACGGACCCCGACGACGACGACGAUAGCCACGCGCCGGGCUGGUCUCAGGCGAACGGUUGGGAGGAGCCCCUCAUCCCCUUGGAACCCCUGGACCUGGUGUGGGCCAAGUGCCGGGGAUACCCGUGGUACCCAGCCCUGAUCAUCAACCCCCAGAUGCCGCGAGGGGGCUUCACCCAGAACGGGGUCCCGAUCCCGGUGCCCCCGGAGGAAGUCCUGGGCCUCAGGAGCAACUACCAGGAGCCCGUCUAUCUCGUGCUGUUUUUU